AAAUUAUCUUUAAAUUACUUUGAAACCAAAAGAAAUAACACAAAAAUCACUUCAAUUAUGUCCGGAUCAACCAACGAAAACUCUGCCAAGAUCAUCCUCAAGGCCAAUGACCAAGAAUUCUUUGUAAUCGCCUCCCCUCACAUGGCCGCAAAGUGGAGAAAUGAUAAGACGAUUCCUUUGAUUGACGUUGUCCAGAACUUUGAUGUAUUUACGACCCCAAGUGGAAGCAUUACUGGUGAAUUCAUCCGUCCCUCCAAGGGUACUCUGGAAAGCGCUUUUGGAACCGAUAGCGUAGAUACCAUUGUCAAGAAGAUUGUAUCUGAAGGCACAGAGCAACCCAUGUAGUAUAAAUCAAAGUAAUAAUACGUACAUAUAUGACACAAAAUAGUUAAUACAGUUUUGAUAACUGCUUUUGUAUCCUGUAAAUUUGUAAAGAAAAUAAACAUACAAGCUUUCUAUAUUAUAUUAUAU
Molecule: messenger RNA, 471 nt
Organism: Phycomyces blakesleeanus NRRL 1555(-)
Lineage: Eukaryota; Fungi; Mucoromycota; Mucoromycetes; Mucorales; Phycomycetaceae
Exons: 2
Coding region: 58-345 (95 amino acids)
Source: RefSeq, a predicted model, not a curated record